Pieris macdunnoughi is the source of this 291-nucleotide messenger RNA. The record is from the annotation of a GenBank genome assembly. NCBI's taxonomy places the organism in Eukaryota, Metazoa, Arthropoda, Insecta, Lepidoptera, Pieridae.
AUGGGCAGCGGGCUUAGUAGCGCCAACAGCAAGCGGCGGAAGGAAAGCCAAAAUGCCGAAUCCUCCAGAGUACUCUUCCUUUUAUAUCUCAUACAUAGGACUUGGAACGUCCUAAUCGAACACGUUGACUCGAAAAGUGCGAGAUGGCGUCGGUCCCAAUCAGUGCCGAGUUCUGGAGAGCUGGGUCGUCAGUUCGACUCCAUAAGCUUCGAGUCCAGCGGUUCCUGUUACUCAUCAUGCAGCUGCAGUUACUGCCGGCUGAGGGACUGUGCGCAUGAUUGUGUCAGGUAG